Mitosporidium daphniae is the source of this 955-nucleotide messenger RNA. RefSeq lists its product as uncharacterized. The annotation marks the transcript as partial. Gene Ontology annotation, cellular component: membrane. The transcript has a single exon. The record is from RefSeq and is a predicted model, not a curated record. Lineage: Eukaryota; Fungi; Microsporidia.
AUGUGGCCGCUUGUUGACCGCAUCAUUCUGCAGACGCUUUCUCGCAUGAACUAUUCGAAAGAUCAUUUUUCCUCUCAAAGGCUAUUUGGAAAUUUGGGCUAUUUUGUUGUCACAUUGGGGAUUGGCCAUCUUGUUACCGUUCUCGGAUACACCAAGGGACUUAUGCUUGGCAUUUCAGUUAUUUGUCCUUCGUUUACCAUUUAUCUCCUCCUAUGGCAUUUUGGGAUUUUCGACCUUAUAUGGCGUAGUAAUAAAAAUGCUAGUACCUCCAAAGCGCAAGAAAAACCCUCGCUUUCUACGCGUCAUGAGGCUAUAUUUCCAGUUGAAUUUCCCGAUCGCCCAUGUGGCAUUAAAGCUCUGUUCUGCCUUUCUGCAUACCAAAUAUAUCUGUUAACUCUUUUCUUAGAUGGAUUCACUCGGUUUUCUUUGGGCUUUUUUCUGAACUUUUAUUUCACAGACGAAGUUGGCAUGUCCCCGAGAGAGGCAUCCGCUACGAUUUCUUUUGCAAUAGUUGUUGAAAUGCUCUUCUAUUCAGUGGGCGCAGCUUUAUUAAGGACGCUUGGCGUUUAUCCAAUGAUUGCUUUAGGCCAAAUAAUAAUGGUGGCCAGGUUAUGGACGCUGUUUUUUGUGCCAUCGUCGUCCAGAUAUGAAGUAUUUGUGUUAAUUGAGCUUAGUCUAGGUGUUAUUUGCGGGUUGUUUCACCCAGCAUGUGUUGCCCUCGCUAGCAAGUUAUCUCUUAAAGGUAAAGAAAGCACCUGCCAAGCAAUAUUUAACGGCGUAUACAAUGGGAUCGGUGGAUUCGCUGCCGGUAUUUUUGGCUCUUACAGUCUUUCUUUAAAAAGCAAUAUUUUGAAUACCUCUUCCUUUCUUUUUAUGCUCUUUUUGGUUGCUAUUAUUUGUUCUGCGUGGUGCUUUUCUUUCAUAUUAUUGUAUCGAAACUGGAUUAAAAAAUCGC